Messenger RNA from Diceros bicornis minor, 4218 nucleotides. It is a transcript of the gene IGFN1, whose product is annotated as immunoglobulin like and fibronectin type III domain containing 1. The record is from RefSeq and is a predicted model, not a curated record. Bases 1 to 3759 code for a protein of 1252 amino acids. Gene Ontology annotation, molecular function: protein binding. The transcript has 24 exons. NCBI's taxonomy places the organism in Eukaryota, Metazoa, Chordata, Mammalia, Perissodactyla, Rhinocerotidae.
AUGCUCCAUGGGAAGCCCUUCAAGAGGUCCUCUGUCCCUGGGGUGAGCAUCCGGCAGCUGGUGGAGGAGGUCCCCAAAGGAUGCAGCCUGCCCAACUUCGAGCAGAAGCCCAUCACCUUGGCGCUGCAGGAGGGGAAAAAUGCCAUCUUCCGGGCCGUGGUAUGUGGGGAUCCCAGACCCGAGGUGAAUUGGCAGUGCAGCAAAGGUACCCUCAGUCACUCCAGCAAGUACCAGAUCUCUUCCACCCCUGGCGGCAAGGAGCACGUGCUGCAGAUCAACAAGCUGACGGGUGAGGACAUGGACGUGUACCGCUGCACCGCAGUGAAUGCGUACGGAGAGGCCAUGUGCUCCGCCAGGCUCACCGUCAUCGAAGUUGGCUUUCGGAAGACUCGGAAGAGGCAAAACGAGCCCCAGACGGACCUCAGGAAGGAGCUGGUGGACUUCCGGAAGUUACUGAAGAGGGCCACACCUCCCGCCCCGGAGAAAAAGGUGGACAUGGAGCAGGUGUGGCAGCUGCUGAUGACGGCCGACCGGAAGGACUACGAGCGGAUCUGCCUGAAGUACGGCAUCGUGGACUUCCGGGGCAUGCUGCACAAGCUGCAGGAGAUGCGGAAGGAGCGGGAGGUCAAGAUAGCACAGUACGUCAACGUCCUCUCCAACUUGAGACACAUCAAGGUCACCAAGGACGGGAUGGCAUCAUUUCACCUGGAGCUGGAUCUCAAGGAUUUGGGGAGCAAGAUCUACCUGUAUAAGGAUGGCGAGAUGGUGCCCUACGGCUUCGACAACCAGACCAAGCACUGUCUGCGGCGUCUAGGGAAACGUUACCACUUCCAGAUCCAGGACCUGCGGCCUGAGGAUGCUGGCAUUUACCAGGUCAAGGUGGAGGAUGCCGAAAUCUUCUCCACGGAACUGGAGGUUGGUGCCAUCCCCCCCCGAGUGGUGGUCCCGCUGACCGAGGUCCGCUGUGAGGAGCACGGUGAUGCUGUCUUCCAGUGCGUUCUCUCCAGCCCCUGCCCUGAUGCUGCCUGGAGUUUCCAGCACCGGCCGCUCCGGCCCAGCAGCAAAUAUGAAGUGUCUGUGUCCCCUGAUGGCCUGACCCACCGGCUGGUGGUGAGGGGGGCCCGUUUCGCAGACAUGGGCCUCUUCUCGCUGGGCACCGGGCUCCAUGCCUCCAGCGCCUGGCUGGUGGUUGAAGCUGGGAAGGAUAAAGGCCUGACCACAAGUGCUGACCACCAGCUGCAGAGCAGGAGAGGCGGCAGAGAGGCCAGGUUGGACGCCAAAGGCCAGGCGCAGGAUGCCACCCAGAGUCCCAGAUCCAGAUACAAGCCUGGCACUGGCCAUUUCUCCGAGGAGGCCCGAGGCCCCAUGGGCCACUUCUCCCAGGGCCUGGUGGACACGGAAGCGCAGCAGGGGGAGGACGCCAUGCUGUCUUGCACCCUCACCCGCGACCUGGGACCUGGGACCUGGCUUAAGGAUGGGGUCAAGCUCGGCACCCGGGAUGGAGUCGUCUUUGAGCAAGACGGUCUCGUGCACAGGCUCCUCAUUGCCCACGUGCAGGGCACCCAGGCCGGGCGGUACACCUUUGUCGCCGGCAGCCAGCGGAGCGAGGCCACGCUGACUGUCCACGAGCCCCCUGUUAUCGCUCCCGAUGUGGCAGAGAAACUGAGAGAGCCACUGGUGGUCAAGGCUGGGAAGCCGGUGACAGUGAAGAUCCCCUUCCAGAGCCGCCUCCCCGUCCAGGCUGCCUGGAGGAAGGAUGGGGCAGAGCUGGGGGGCGGCAGCAGUGGGGGCGCCCAGGUGACCCUGGGGGACGACUUCACGCGGCUUUGCCUCCCCAGCGCCAGCAGGAAGGACCGCGGCCAGUACAGCGUGACGCUGAGGAGUGAGGGAGGCUCCGUGCAGGCUGGGCUCACCCUGCAAGUCUUAGACAAGCCCCAGCCCCCACAGGGGCCCCUGGAGGUGCAGGAUUGCCAGGGGGCUGGUGUCUGCCUCCACUGGCGACCCCCGCGGGAUGAUGGGGGCCGGGCUGUGGAGCACUACAUGGUGGAGAGGCGGCAGGCUGGCAGGAGCACGUGGCUGAAGGUGGGCGAGCCCCCUGCGGACAGCACCAACUUCACCGAUGCCCACGUGGAGCGGGGCAAGAAGUACGCCUUCCGCGUGCGGGCCGUGACCUCCGAGGGGGCUGGGGAGGCCCUGGAGUCUGCGGAGGUGUUGGUGGCUCCUGAGGCUCUGCCCGGGCCCCCUUCCACCCCAGCCAUCGUGUCAGCCUCCAGGCAGGCCAUUACACUGACGUGGACGGCGCCUCGGGGCCCUGGCAGUGCCCACAUCCUAGGCUACCUGAUUGAGAAGCGCAAGAAGGGGAGUCACACCUGGACAGCAGCAAACGACCAGCCCGUGCCUGAGAGGAAGUGGACUGUGGUGGACUUGCGGCAGGGCUGUCAGUAUGAGUUCCGGGUCACGGCCGUGGCUCCCUCUGGCCCUGGAGAGCCUGGGCCCCCGUCGGAUGCCGUCUUUGCUCGGGACCCCAUGAGACCUCCAGGGCCCGUGCGGGACCUCCGAGUCACAGACACGUCGCACACCAGCAUCACGGUGAGCUGGGCCCGGCCGGACGCUCAGGAGGGGGAUGAAGCCCAGGGGUACGUGGUGGAGCUAUGCGGCUCGGACAGCCUCCAGUGGGCCCCGUGCCAUUUGGGCACCGUGCCAGGCACCAACUACACAGCCAAGGGGCUCCGGCCCCGAGAGGGCUACUUUGUGAGGGUGACAGCGGUUAACGACGGGGGCCGCAGCCAGCCCACCACCCUGGAUACGUUGGUGCAAGCUGUGCCCUUUACUGUCUGUCCCAAGUUCCUCCUGGACUCCAGCAUGAAGGACUCGCUGGUGGUCAGAGCUGGGGACACCAUUCGUGUUCCUGUCUCCUUUGAAGCUUCCCCCAUGCCCGAGGUGACCUGGCUCAAGGAUGGCUCGCCAUUGCCUAGAAGAAGUGUGACCUCCACCAAGGACGGCCUCACCCAGCUUCUGGUUCCUACGGCCAGCCCCUCAGACAGCGGCGUCUACACCGUGGUGCUGAGGGGCCUGCAGGGGAAGGAGGCCACCUACAGCUUCCACCUGCGGGUGGCAGCGUGCCCGCGGGCACCCGGGCCCAUCCGCCUGCAGGAGAACGUGCCGGGGACGGUGACGGCCGUGUGGGAGCCCUCUCCGGAUGAGGCGGGGGACACCUCGCUGCACUACGCGGUGCUGAUGCGCUGCUCGGGGCUCGGGCCCUGGCGCCCUGUGGCCGACGGCCUGCACACCAACCACUACACUCUCCUGGGCAUCCUCCCCGGCCUCGAGUACCACUUCCGGGUGGUGGCCAAGAGCGAGCUGGGCACCAGCCAGCCCUCGGACACCAGCGAGCCCUGGUGCGUCCCCCGGCAUCGAGACACGUUCGCAGUGAAGACCCCAAGGUUCCGGGAGCCCGACCUGCGCCAGAAGCCCCGCUUCCUGGUGGGGCUGCGGGCCCACCUGGUGCCGCCUGGCUUCGAGUGCUGCAUGAGCUGCGCCGUGCAGGGCUGUCCCCGGCCCCAUGUCACCUGGUUCAAGGAUGACCAGAGCCUGGAGGGAAACCCCGCCGUGUACAGCACCGACGUGCAGGGCGUGUGCUCCCUGGUCAUCCCCAGCGUCUCCCCCAAGGACAGCGGACGCUACAAGGCGGUGGCCGAGAACGCGCUGGGCCAGGCUGUCAGCACCGGCACCCUCAUCGUCACAGAAUCCAGCCCAUAGCCCUGCCUCGCCCAGGAUGGCCCUGCUCGGCCCCACAGCCAUGGAACGAUGACAGAUCCCCGAAGCUUCACUCUUGACACCCACACUGGCCCGAGGAGCCAGUCCCGAAGGAUGGAGGACACUGGUGGUGCCCGGAGCCCCAGGGAGACUGGAGUGAGGGGGCUCCAGAGGAGGUCCCUCCAGGAGGGCACAGAGUCUUUGGGGAAGGAAGAGAAGGAGGGGUGGCAUUCAGCCUCCCGGCCCCAAGCUAAGUCACUGAACAGGACGACAGCGAGCCUCCACCGUCACCGUGUGGGUUUCCUCUGCGCUUCAGGAGAUCCAGUGAGAACCUGCCUGCAGGAUGGAGGCCGCGUCCCCAUUUUCCUGGGCUGGGCCCCUUGGAGGGAGAGCGGGAAGAGCUGGGUCUGCUGUGACCAUGGGGAGGGAGGAGUGAGGGAGGUCAGAGCAUCCGGGUGAGGA